Messenger RNA from Fimicolochytrium jonesii, 678 nucleotides. RefSeq names its product Spt4/RpoE2 zinc finger-domain-containing protein. The coding region runs from base 122 to 493 and encodes 123 amino acids. Gene Ontology annotation, cellular component: DSIF complex; nucleus. The transcript is spliced from 2 exons. Gene Ontology annotation, biological process: regulation of transcription elongation by RNA polymerase II; chromatin organization; positive regulation of DNA-templated transcription, elongation. The record is from RefSeq and is a predicted model, not a curated record. Gene Ontology annotation, molecular function: RNA polymerase II complex binding; zinc ion binding. NCBI's taxonomy places the organism in Eukaryota, Fungi, Chytridiomycota, Chytridiomycetes, Spizellomycetales, Powellomycetaceae.
GCGACAAGAUCUCGCUUCAGAGUCUACAAGCAAGCGCUUUGGUAGCUUCGUCAUAGUCAGGAAGGUCUUAGGAGAAACGGCCCACCCAUCCGCUUGAUUCCUAGCCCGAUACUCUUCCAAUAUGUCAACCACGAACGACGUCGACGUCCUCCCCGCCGAGCGCGACAAACGGAAGCUCCGCGCCUGUCUCCUAUGCGGUCUCGUCAAAACAGCCGCGCAAUUCAAAUCCAACGGGUGCGACAACUGCGAAGAGCUAUUACAUCUGCGGGAGUCCAACAAACGAGUUUUAGCUUGCACGUCUUCAUCGUUCGAUGGGGUGGUGGCGCAAUUGAAGCCGGAAUUAUCGUGGGUGUCGAAGUGGCAACGGACGGACAAGUUCACGAAGGGGAUGUAUGCGAUACGGAUAGCGGGGCAGCUACCGGAGGAUAUGCAGUCGAUGUUGUUCCAGAGGGGGAUAAAGUACAGGCCAAGGGAUGGUAGUGUGAAGGAUUAGCUCCGCGGUGAGGGGUUCGCAGGUCUUCGGCGGGCCGUCAACAUCGUGUAGCUCGAGGAGAAGCACCCUUGCGAACGGAUCACGAUGAUUGGGCGAGGAGAGGAGGGAAGCCGUCCAUGGGGAAUGGUCGGACUCACAUGUGUGAUUGUAUAUACCCGGCGACGCAUAGGAAGGCGUACUCUGCA